AUGUCGACCACCAGUCCUGAACAGAAGUUCAUUAGUGAGGUAUGGGGUCUUCAGGGGACCGCAUACGUGGUAGUUGCCCUCCGCUACUACAGCCGGUUUACUGUUCUGGGAUGGCGCUGCCUGGCUUGGGACGAUAUCCUGAUGCUUCUAGCAAUCAUGGCAUAUACUGCCGAGUCGGUGAUGGCGUACCUCGUCGUGGCCCACUGGAAAGGCCUCGCGAACAACGCCAUGACCGACGAGCAGCGCGCGGCUCUGGACCCGCAGUCGCUGGAGUGGGGGCUGCGCGUGAACGGGUCGAAGACCCAUGUUUGCGGUCUCCUGCUCUACACCACCCUCCUCUGGCUGCUGAAGGCCUGCUGGCUGCUGUACUAUUCCCGUCUAGCAUACGGGGUCUACAACACGCGGAGGGUGAUACAUGGGGGCAUUGUGAUCACGGCUGGCUCGUAUGUCGCCUGCUUGCUGGUGGCCUUGUUCAAGUGCGUGCCCUUCGAUCACCAGUGGCAGAUCAACCCUUCCCCUGGGAACCACUGCAUGCCAGCCAUUUCAACUAUUCAGACCGUCUUCGUGAUGGUCAUGAACACCUUGUCGGAUUUUUAUCUCAUGGCAAUACCACUACCGCUCAUCUGGAGAUCUAAUCUUCCAUUGAGAAAGAAGCUUAUUCUCUUGGUCAUGUUCAGCGGUGGGUUCCUGGAGAUGGCCUUCGGUAUCCUACGAUGCGUGUCUAUUCUAACGGUAGGUGUCCCUCGUCCACCGUCAUCACCACACCCCCUAGCAUUCAAACUCGGCGACACCGACCCGUCGCAAUCCGGCUACUGGUCCGUCCGCGAGUCCUUCGUCUGCAUCGUCCUGACCAACCUGCCGAUGGUGUACCCGCUCUUCAAGCGGUUCAUCGACAAGGGGCGGAGCGUGACCGGGACCAAAAGCGUGACCACGCGGGGCUACAAGCUGAACAGCAUGCCCAGCCGCGCCAACGGCAACUACAGACGCCAGCAGCAGCAGCAACAGCAGGCCCCGUAUUCCGGGCCCAACAACGACGGGGCCUGGGACUCCAAGGAGCAGAUCAUCCACGGGCGGGGCCACGGCCCGGAAUCGAGCAUCGAGGCGGGCACGCUGUCGGACAUGUCGGCGGAGCCGGCGCCGAGCGACCAUAUCGUGGUGACGACGGAGUUCACGAUCAUAGAGCCGAGUCCGCGGGGGUCCAGGACUUCUAGCAGAGAGACAUGA
Molecule: messenger RNA, 1224 nt
Organism: Hypoxylon fragiforme
Lineage: Eukaryota; Fungi; Ascomycota; Sordariomycetes; Xylariales; Hypoxylaceae
Exons: 6
Coding region: 1-1224 (407 amino acids)
Source: RefSeq, a predicted model, not a curated record